Pocillopora meandrina is the source of this 40195-nucleotide messenger RNA. The record is from the annotation of a GenBank genome assembly. Lineage: Eukaryota; Metazoa; Cnidaria; Anthozoa; Scleractinia; Pocilloporidae.
AUGGAUUCUGUAGCCGAGGACGAUAUAACUCUUCCUCUAGAUUUUGAUCGGAGGUAAUUUGACAGUGACAUCUUAAUAGUGUUUCGCUUUGUUUGACAAGUUGUUUUGGGUUCAUCGAUCGCUGUGCGGUUUUGUCCGGGGUUAUUAAACCUUCGGGUUGAUCUAUUAUUUAUAUGGAUAGUCUUUCAUUAGCAUCAUUUGCAGCUUGAAUAAAGCUUAUUUUGAUUCUAAAUUUCAUCUCCUUAGCACUAACCUCGCAAGGUUCAGGGAGGCUGUUGUGGCGGGCACGGGAGGUGACAUGUUGGAUUCCUCCGCUGAAUUUUCCGAGGGAUUAACAGUACGACCUACAACAACAGGUUAGGAUUUCUAUUUUUGCUUCAGAGUUCCGCUCCAUCGUCGAGCUGGGGAUCUCGCAUCUCAGGCGCCAAUGGCUCAUUUGUAAUUCAUUACUUUGCCAUUUUUCCAAGGCAUGCAGUGCACGUAUACGUAAUCCCUGUAAACUUUUUGAGAUUUCCAACCUUGUAAAAUUGCUCAGGAAUUUCGAAAAGCCACACUGGCCUGUUUAGCUUAGACAGUGUGAACGUCAAGAUAAGAGACAAUUUGGAUUUGUUACUCUUUGUUGCCCGUGUGAUUGUGAGCAGUUGUUCAUAAUUUAGACAUAAGGAUUACAGUCUCGUAAUUUGAGUCUUAAGAUGAGAUGUCUGUCUAUAGGAAUAUCACGCAGUUGAGAUAACAGCUUUCAGUUUAGAAAAAAAUUGUUUUCUCUGUAGUGUAGUUAAGUUCAUAGUUACUAUAGCAGUGUUACUAAUAAACAUAAUUAUAGCUACGGUAUAGUUAUCAACAUAAUUACAGCUUUAAUUACCAUGACACAGCAUCUGCCAGAGUGCAGUCAUGAUCAACACAUGAAUUCUUUCCACAAUACCAAAACAUUGUCUAGCCAACAGGUAAUAAGAAGUAAGAAAUUGAUCAGUUUUGUAAGAUCUUGAUGGAAUGAUAAACUCUCAUAGCUUAUUUUAAAGGAAAUGUGAGGAAAGGAGAAGAGAGAAUUUUGAUUCAGAUCACUAGGAAGGGUUCCAAAUGUUUUAGUUUAGUGUUCAGACACAAAAAUCAGAAAUUCAGUCUUUCUUUAGAAUAUCAAACUUGCAGACUAAAAUCUAAAUGGAUGAGUAAUAACAUUCAUAUACUUUGACCCAUUCUUUCUGCAUUUUUGACCCAUCACUGGGAAAGACAGAGCUUGGAAACUUUAGAUAAAUUGAGGGACAAACUACAUGUGCAUCAAGAAUCUUGUACACUAGGUACACUACAGUGAAAAUAAUAAGCUGAAGUAUACUUUAUCUCCUUCUAGGUGCAGCUAAUCAAGACAGUGGUGGGUCUCCUCAAACAAAAACAAUGAAAGACUAUGAAUAUGUAAGUGAACUUUAACAGUGAUACAGUGUUCUAAUCCUUUGUUAGACUUGCAUGCACACUUUGCUUGUAGUCAUGUUAAAAGUAAACUUGUAAAUAUUUAAUAGAUGUUGUCAAGCAAGUUAUUUAACACUUUGGAUGUUAUGAAACAUUCAGUUGGGGAGCUGUGCAAUGAGUUUUACAUAUUUAUCUUUAAAUUGGCCACUGCAAAUUGAAAGGCUGGAGAUAUAGCUUCCCCUUUGUUUUUGUGGUCAUUUUGAAAGUUGUGCAAAGUUACUUGCUGUUUAUAUGGCAUUUGUUUCAGCUGGUGAACAAGCCUCUGAACUUAUUUUGCUGGUAUUCUCUCCUUGUUUAAAGAAAUUCCUUUGUUGAAAAAUCUUCUUGCUUAAUAUUGUUUGAUGCAAUUGUCUUUUUGCAUCAGAAAUAAAAGAAACUCUUUGUUUCUCACCAUUGUGAAACUACAGCAUUAGGUCAAGAUUUCUUGGAUAGUGGACCAUCUUUUUGCUUGGACUGUUUCUUCCCCUUGGAAUAUGAAGCAGCAAAAAAGAGUUCUGUACUAUGUUAAUUGUAAGAAUUUUAUCUGAUCACUCCGAGAGUUUGUUCCUUUACAAUCUCAGAAACAUAUUUUAGAAAGGUGCAACUUCAUCAACUGAUUAUGCCUGGCUGCAAUUGUAACAACCCUCUCAUUCUCAAUUAUCUCUUUACCGACCCCAAAAAUUAUGGUUAUAGAUCACUAAGUAUACAGGGUUGAUUUUUAUCCAAUUCUCUUGGUCAGUUUAUCAGCUUUAUGCAGUUAAAAACUAGGGUCAAUUAUCCGCCAAAUUAAUUUUGGUGAUAUCAGUUUCAAUAAUUCCUAGGAGCUGACAAAAGCUUUUUACAGAUGUGUGUGUCUGAGCUUCCUGUCCACCUGUGCUUUAAUAGCCAUAUUACUUACACAGUUAAAAGCAGUUGGAAUUAUUCUCCUUAAAAUGCGCAUAUUUGAAGUCUAUUUUUUUUCCAUUUUUUACAACUAAAUUUGAAGUGAACUUUUAUUUCAGUUCUUCUUUAAUUUGAAUAUUUAUAUUCUUCUUAAAUUCAAAGUGGCCCCUGUUGAUAGAAGGAAAAUGAAAAUUUAAGGCAUUUCAGGGUUGCAGCUGACAGCAUUAAGGAGUAACAAGUCUCAACUCAAGGAUGAAUAUUUUUGAGGCUGUUUGGCUAAUGUGGGCAAGAUUUGCAUUUAAAGGAUAACUUUAUUUUUUCAAUUAAACAAUGGCCAAACAGCUGAAUGAGGUUUGAACAAUAUUUAUCUGCAAAAUUGUCAAAAUAUUACAGCAGGAAUUGUGAUUUGUUUCCAUGUUGGAUUUUUGUCUUAGGAUUGUCUGGAGGUGGCUGAAAAAUCAACACAAUUAAAAAAUAUAAUUUUUGUGUGCAAUUAAUUACAUUCUGCUUUGUCCAUUCAUAGCAAAUAUCAGAGCUAAAGAAAGAAAAUUUUGGUUUGAAGCUGAGAAUUUAUUUCUUGGAAGAACGUGUUAACCAGAGUGGUGAUGUUCCAGAGGACAUUUUCAAGGCUGUAAGUAAAAUUGACUUUUUAUAAACUAAAUUUCCUGUUAUUUGUUUAUUUUUUGAUUGAAAGUAUCAACUUAAUUACUCAAUAAAUUCCAUUUACUUCAUAAAUUUUUAGAAUGGAGUUAAUGGAGUAUACAGCUUGACUUACUGUAGAAGAAAAAAAUCAAUUUAUUCCAUUUUAGAUUAAAAGAUUUUAAAGUCAUCUUAGUGAAAAGGUUACAUGUACUUUUUGUAAAUUAAGGAAUUGUAUAGGUUUGGUGUACUGAGCAAAAAGGUUUUGAAAUUUUUAACCCUUUCACUCCCAAAAUCUCCUUAGAAACUCUCCCUACUGUUUGGCAUACAGUUCUUAUGAUGUCAGUUUUGAGAAUUUGGUACUGGAUCCCCUUAUCGAUAUUUUUCUUUAUUCUCAUCACUCAUAUGCUUGAUAUUGUAUUGAUAUCGUGAGGAGAAAUUCUGUCUUGGUCACUCAUGGGAGUUAAAGAGUUGAUGGAUUAGGGAUUUUAGUUUGAGAUGAGCUAUGGCACAAAAUACGGAAACGGUGUUAAGGAAGAAAUCAGGAACAAAUUGAAAGCUUAAUUAUCAUGAUCUCAGUUGAAACAUAGAGAAACUCACUCUCUCAGUUUAAUAAUUUUUUUAAAAUCAAUUUUAUUAAAUUACAGAUUGAAACAUAUGUACCCAUAUGUAAUUAUGUAAUUUUUUUUUUCUAAAUUCAUUAUUUGAGAAAAUCAUUUUUAUUUUUUUGUCAAAGAACAUUGAGCUUAAAGUGACAGUGGAAAAGCUGAAGAAAGAAUUGGUUGAAAGACAGGAAUUGCUGGUUAAAGCCUCGUAAGUGCAAACUGUGUAAUUUUAACUGAAAUUCCAAAAAUGCUAGUUUUAGUCACAAAAAAUGCCAUAGCUUGAUUUACACUCAUUGAUAAAGCACUUACAUCUCUCUUUUCUUUUCAUGCAUUUUUAUACUUCUCAUUUGCAGUUUACAUCCUGUCUAGUCUUUCACCUUCUCUAUUUUGUUUCAUGUUCAGUGAUGUGCCAAGUUUCAUUCUAGGAGAGUGAAACACACCCUGUUUGGAAUUGAUUUUAAUUUAGAUUUUUCCCCUGUUAGGAAUGCAGUGGAAACCUUUGCUCAAAAUAAUGACACACAGAUUAAACAGGUGGGUAUUUAAAUACCAGUAGCAAUCAGUGAACAAUGACAAUAUACUGAACAUGUUGCCUGGUUUGGUUUAAGUAAUUCUGAUAGUGUUGGUAUUGAUGAUAGUGAGUGAUGUUUUGGCAACCCUGAAUGAAAGCUAUGUUCAGAGUUAUCUGAGGAUCUGUUUGUUACUACAAAAACCACAGAUUUGUGAAAUGGGCCUGAAAUCAUGCCCACUCCACUGCUUAUGUAUCGCAUAGUUCCAAUUGCUGAAGUGUCAUGUUAGAUGUCAUGGCAGAGCUAAGUGCAUCUGGGAUGUUUUAUUGUCAUGGAAAAGCUCCUUGAAAAGACAUAAGGAGGAAGAUAAUACCAGACAUCAUCAAAAAAGGAGGAGCUUCACCGCAGCCUUUUCUUUGUAAGAAGUUUCUAUGGUUACCAAAGAAAACAGGGUUAAGUAUGAAACAUGAAAAAAAUUGGAAGGAGGAAAUAGAUAUGGAAGCAUGAAGCAUGGGAAUGGAAUGUGAUGUAACUGUUUAAUGAAAGUGGGAGGGACAGGGAUGUGUAAAUGUAGCCUUGUUUCACAGGUUGGUGGUUUUCCCAGUACUUGAUCACAAAGUAGUGGGCCUGAUUGUUAUUAUUUUAUGUGCAUAAAAGUUUGCUGUUUGUGGCCUUUUCAACAUUUUUGAAAACUAUUGUUAUAAUAUUCACUCAAAAGUAAGGCCAAGAAGGCUUAGCUACAGGCAGAAAAGAAUCCAGGCUCAGUGUACUUAUUUAAUGCUGUUUAACCACACAGCUUACAGAAGAACACAAUGAAGAGCUGAGAGAGAUCAGGGAAGGAUAUGAAACAAAACUUAAAGAAAUGGAACAGGUUUGAUGUUUGUUUUGUUAAAUGGUAUCUCCAGAAGGGUUUGAUUUAGAUUUAGAAGACCACGUAAAUUUUUACGCAGUGUCAUAAAACAAAAACCAACUCUGAUGUAAUCACAAUGACCAAUCAAGACAAUGGAAUGUGUUGUAGAGAGCUAGUAAGAACUUCAAGCUGGUUUCAGUUUUGUAUGUCAUUUAUUGGGGGUGAUGGGGGAGGGGGCAGGGGGUAAAGAACUCUGUAAGCCUUUCAGGCAGUGUACAAUAAACAGUAAAGAAAAACAUGAAGCCAUCCUCGAUGGAACCAGGUGACACAUUGCUUUCAGUUUUCUAAUUGAAUUCUUGAAUAUUGCUGGUCAUUUUAUGCUCUCUCUGUUUCUAGGAAUUGGCAAUUGCUAAGAAUGAACUUGAGGACACAGCUGAUAGGCUUGUAAGUGACUCAAACUGUUACUUUUAUGAAGAAAGAUGUUUUCGUCUUGUCAGGAGUGUGGGACAAAAAAAAUUUCUGAGUCCCCAUGAGGAAUCCAACCUCAGACCUUCAGAUUCUGUGCCCCAAUGUUCUACUACUGAGCCAUAGAGACUCCAUGGUGAGCAAGGUCUACUAUGAAGUUCACAUGACAUGUGUCUUGUAUACUGCUAGGAUCAGCAAUGUUACUUUUAUGUUGCUUGAUAAUAGCCCUUUGUUAUUUUAUAGCUCUAGGUCAAUUAUCUGACCUUAUGACUUGUGAAUUAUCUUAUUCAAGCAAACAACUUUCAUAACUCAGAUACAAUCACAUUAACUGUCUGACCCAUUAAAAGUGACGUGCAUCUAACCUUUCCUCACAAUAUCAACCCUAAAUCAAACAUUGAGGUCACAAGAAUAAUAGCCUGCAGUGCAGGCGUCUUGUUAGUGCAAGCUAAUGCUAAAAAGCUCACGAUCAGUUGUUCGACCAGCCAUUUUUGAUUUGCAGUUAGAGUGGAUGGUGGGGGUAGGGGAGGGGAGAAAAAUCUUCCAUCCCCUACCCCCACCCCUCUCCUUAUUCAUGAAUGUCAACCGCCCCCUUGGUAUAAAUUUUUCCUCUCCCCACCCUCUCGCUGCCAUUAAAAUCAAAGAUGGCAGCCAAAACAUUCGUUAUGAAAUUACUUAGCACUCACUAGCCAAAAUUACGCCUGCUCUGCAGGCUACAAGAAUAAAGGAAAUGAUCACCAACUAAAGAAGCUCUUGAUGGUUUAACAAAUUCUCCUUGUCAGCACUCUAAGAAAUGUCUAGGGAGCAGCACAGAGAAUAUGCAUGUUGAUGCAAGGGUGUAAAGAGUUAUUGACCAAAUCAUAUAUUUUCAUAUACAGGUAGAGAUGGCUAAUCUUAAUCAACAGUUGAAUGAGAAGCUGUUAGAGGGUACUGAUGGAUUCCAUGAUGAUCAGCAGCAAAUGCAAGUAAGGUUAUAAAUUGUCACAAAACAUACCAAACUUAUGUUUUCACAAAAGCCAAUCACGAUCUGAAGCAAGGAUGUCAUAAGGAAAUAUAAUAGAUGUAUGACCUGUGUUGAGUAAGCAUGUGAACUGAAUUAUGCUUGUGUACCAUUGUGGGGGGGGGGGAGGGUCCAGGAGAAUCAUAACAAGUUAAAAAUGGCCUGAAAAGUUUUCUGCACAACAAGAAAAACAUUUGUGAUUCACUUCUUUGUCUUUGCCUUCCUCUUAGUUUGUUAAUAAGGAGUAUUUGGUAUGUAUUUUCUCAAUCUUUUUUUUUUUUUAAAGGUUGCCAUGAAGGCCACUUUAGAUGAGAAAGACAGGUAACAGUGAACUAUGCAUUUCCUUAAUAUUUACUUUCUUGAUCAGAUACUUGUGCUUACAUGACAUCGGCAAGGUUUACAUAUGUAUUUGAUCUUCCAGUCAAUACAUUUAAAUAAAUAUUGACACUUACUGGUGAUCUCUCUGAUGCCUUUGUCUCACUUUUCAGGAUGAUAGAUGAUUUGAGAGGGUCUCUUACUUCUGUACAGGCAGAGAACAAGGUUAGUUGGUUUUUCAACACUUCUCAAAUUUCUUUUGACUGAUUCUCAAAUCCUCUGUGUUUAGAUGCUCAAAGAUUGAGCUUACUCUGUGAUGAUCUGUAAUGAUGAAGGCAAUGGCAAUAAUGAUGACAGCAGCAACAGUAAUGAAAGCAAUAACAACAAUGAAUAACUGUUACACAGGUCAUGAUAGUUAUUUGCGAGAAUGAGAGGGAUAUAUUUCUAAAGUUCUAAUUAAUUAUGAUUUUUUUUUCAGGAUUUGAAAGAAAAUUUGGACAACCUGAAGGAUAUUCAAAGCCAGCUGGAGCAAAACAUCCCCCAUGUACGAUCAAUCAUUAGUGAAAACAUUUUUGGGAUGACAUUAAAUGCAUACAUGCAUUGGAGUGUCUCACACUCUUGUGAAUUUGUUUAUCUAAUAUGCAUAUAUUUUCUAUAUUUUUCUGCUGUAGUGUAACUGGCUGAUUUUUAUGUAAAUCAGUAUUUAUAGUACAGCCUGAAGGUUAGAAAGUACUGGUAGAUUUUGAAGGGAUUCCUGGGAUUAGUGGCCAUUUGAUCCCUCCUAAAAGUAUUUUAGUGCUUAAUUUCAAAGUUGCCAGAUUGCUAUUUGGUCAGUAAGCCUUUAUUACACAUACAUGCUCUUCAGUGGGAGUAAUUAUCUGUGUGUAACAGGAGUUAUCAUUUGAGUGGUUUGAGAACUGGGGCCAUGAAUGAAAAUGGUUACUGAGAAACUACUAGGGGAGAUGUGAAUAAAUGCUAGGGAUUAACCUCAUUAGAGUGGUAUCCCCUCAAAGAAGGCUUGCAACAAACCGAAUCACUUAAACUUUUGGGUACAAAAAAAUCUGGGUUUAAAUUCAACAGGAGUGAUCCAUUACACCUGCAACACCUGAUCUCUUCAGAUAGGUAGAAACAUUUUGGGGGACUUUUCCGCAAUAUUUUGUUAAUACAUCGAUAAGAUUUCUUAAUGGUAUGUCUUCUUUCUUCAUAACAGAGUUUAGAAAUGAAUGAGAAACAGAUCCUAGAGUGCCAGAGGAGAAUCAAACAGCUGACAGAGGAACUAGAAAACAAAAACCAUAAGUUAGAGGUGAGCUCACAAUUCAAAGUUUACAUAUCAGGUCAGCAGGGGUAAGAAUUAACUCUGAAAUAAGUUUUUUCAUGUAAAUCUGGUAAUGAACCAACUGUGCGUUUUUGCUCUGAUAAAGGAGCUGAAGGAGAAAGCCAAGAAAACAGAGAGGACCAACAGGGUAAGAAUCACUGUUUUUCCUGUAGUUGUAUGAAUUGCUUAAAUAAGGCAUCUAAGUGGUGGAAAGUUUAAGAAAGGGUUUGGAGGUUUUUGACUACUUUGGUAACCACUGUAAAGGACCAUUCACCACCAGACUAUUCCAGUGUUUCUACCAGUUUCAGUGGCGUGAGGUAGCUACAACCUCAAAUCCCUGUCUUGUCUGUAGUUGUAUGAGUUGCUUUAAUAAUGCAUUGAAGUGAUGGAAAGUUUAAGAAAACGUUAGGAGGUCUGUUGCCACUUUGGUAACCACUAGAAAGGACCAUUCACCACCAGACUAUUCCAGUGUUUCUACCAGUUUCAGUAGCGCGAGGAAGCUACAACCUUGGACACACUUUGUUCAAGAAUUCUCAUUUCAAAUAAUUAAUUUUGUCCCAAAAAAUGCACUCCCACUUUCAAUAACCUAAAACAUUCAUUCCAUUGGAUGAUAGCAAAAUGCAUAGGUUCGUCACGAAGAUUUUUUUUUCGACAAGUAUGAGGAGGGAAAAAAUGCAAAGGGAGCAGAAAUUUAUAGCUCUUGUUAGCAAGGUUGCAGUUGGAGAUAGGGAUAUUAUUAAAUAGUAAACCAGAGUAGCAUCCCACAUUGUCCUCUUUGAAUAUUUUAUAGCCUUUGUUAGUAAGUGUUCAGCCCAGUGAUGUUCGCCCAGUGAUGUGCUUGUAAAUGAAAACUUGCAGACAAAUGUGUAAUUUUGUUUUACUGUUGGUCAGGAAUUAAGAAAUCAGCUUCAUGACAAGGAAAGGGAACAGCAUCUUAAUUCAAGGAACUCCACCGAUAAUUCACUAUCUCUGGUGAGAAUAAUACAUUUUUCUGUUCAGAAUUAUUCAUGGACUGCAAUUUCUCCCUACAAUAUUUCCUUGAGUCAAAUCAAGAAAUUAUUGAUCGUCAAUCUAAGAAGCUCCUUACUGUCAAACAAUUAUCCAAGGCAGUACUGUUGAAAACAAAAAGAGAACAAUAGGGAGAACGUGAAUACUAAUGUUAGAGUAAAUGCAUAUUCUUCAUACUGUUCUUUAAACUUUUCCUAGGGUGCUGACAAGGAGAAUUUGUCUAACAAUCAAGAGCUUCUUUAGUUGGUGAUCAGUUCCUUUAUUCUCCUGGCCUUAAUAAUAGAUUCAGGGGUGAUAUGGUAAAGAGAAAUUAGAUGCUAGUCACUCCUAGGGGUUAAACGAUUAAUGGCUUGAAAUAAGGAGUAACAAUUAAUUUGGUGAAAGUAGUCCUGAACAAGACUGCUGUCGGCGGUAAUGAUCGACGUUUGAACAACCCAAGCAAAAGUCAUCCUUAGAGUCUUUCAGCCAAUGACAUCAUGGCAAAGCUGCCCGAUCAGUUUUCACAAAUCAUUUUUAUUACAAUUGACUUACAGAUAGCUCCUCCUUGGAAAAUAACUAUUGGUAUAUACCACACAGGUGAAUAGUACUUUUCGUGCGCGCUGAUUGGUUAGUUCGGAAGUGACUAACAAGUAUUAUUCACCUUCGAGCAGCCGAUGAGACGAAUUCGCGCGUCGGGAGUUUAAUUUCCGAUUAUUUUCGGUGAAUUGACAGAAAUAAGCUGAUUUUUUGGUUUCUGUAGGUUACCUACUGAAACAGUUAUUCACCUCAGUGUCGGUGAAAGAGGUGAAUAUUCAUUUCGGUGAAUAAUGGUUAAUUGUUUUCUUUCCGCAUAAAUAUGCCGCAGAAUUCCGGCGGGCGUGGAGACCGUAAUAUUAUGCUAAGUUUCCACCUGCAAUAUCGCAGGAAUUAGUGAUACCGCAGCUUAGAUUUUGGGCAUUUCGAAAAUGAUAUCUUGACGGUAUGUUGUAAAAAAUUUUCGGUCAUUUUUCGCCUCACAUCGCCGUAGCCUGCGUGUUUCGUGUUUGAAGUUUUGCUUCCUGUAACUAAACGAGAUUUGGUUGACAUAAUGGCUGAGCCUCAAGAACCGGCUGCUGCUGAGCUAGAAGCCUUGUCCACUACCAUUUCCUGCUGUUGACUUAGGUCGACCAGCCGCAGCGCUACAACUCGCGGAGGGAGUGGAAGUAUGCCAAGAGGAACUGUUAGGCGAGGAAUUUCAAAGGUUCAUAUGUUUUAUCUUUCUUUCGGUUUAUGUUCACUAUUUCUCCGCCCCCGGUGUUUCAUAGUGUACUUUCAGAUUUUUUGUUAGUCUAGGUUUGUUCUUCGGUUGCACUAUCGGCGCUCGCUCGUUGAAGUUGAGCUUUAUUCUGAUUUGUUGUUCGCUCUUGUCGAGCUCGAAUCAGAAUACGCUUGUGCGUUACUCGCCGUGUGUCGGCUUUGUCUCACUUUCGCUUGUGUGUGAAGCGUCACUUUUCUGGUGGACGCCCUGUGUCGUGUUCGUUCGGUUGUCAAGCAUAAAUUUUCAUGUGCCGUGUGUCGGCUUAAUCUAGGUUUCAUUUAUGUGUUAAGCGUCAGUUGUUUGACAGACGCCGUAUUGGGCUUGUGUGCCAAGCGACGAUUUAAAAUAAGCAAAAGCCAAAAGUGUCGGCUUGAGUUUGUGUGUCAAGCAUUGUGCUGUUUGCCGUCUUUAGCUUAAACGGUCACUUGUGUGUGAAACAUCAGUUAAUUGACAUACAGCGUGUUGUGGGCCUGGGUAUUAGGUAUCAAUUAAUUUAGUGUUGGCCCUGUGUCGGCUUUUAUUUAUCAUUGGCUUAGGUGUCAGGUUGAAUUCCAAGAAGGGUGGUUCAGCCUCAGAGAUAGCAUGAAUUUGCACGGCUCUUGUGUCGAGAAUGGUCUCUUAGUCGCCGUCUUUCGGCUCUUUGUUAUGAUUUGCAUGUCCAGUAUUAGAAUAUGUGGGAUUUCUGAAGGUCUCUAUGCAUUAGCAACCUUUUAUAGCUGUUUGCAGAAAGGUUUUCGUAAAAAAGGACAAAGUGUAAGAGACAAUCUCGCAAGGUAACUUGGGUAUCCGGUAAAACAUUGAACUUCAAUAAGGAAAACAAAUAAAUAUGGACGAAAGGACUGAUGAACAGCGGAGAAAAAAUACCGACAUGCGCGUGAAUACGAGAGGAAAAAAACAAUCGAAUAUUUCGUCGUUGUAAAUAUUUUUUCUCUUGGUCACUUCGAAUUUGCUCCUGUUGUGUUUACAUCGUUUGCGUCGUUCUUUAGAGUCCGCUCGUUCUUUUUUUUUUUUCGUUUUGAAUCAAGUUUAUAAUUAAAAGUCGGUCUUGAUAAAAUACUUUACAUGUGGUGUUUCAGUUUACCUCUGGUCGGAGGGGUUUCUGUGUUUUAGGAGAAAGUGUCUUCUGUCAGCCUUCCUAUAUAUGACAGGGUAAUUUAGUGUUAUCAACUGAAAAUUGGCCAACGAAGAGUUUAAAGAGCGUUAGCCUUUCGUCUAUCGCUCUGACGAAGGGCUAACGCUCGAAACGUCAGCCUUUAAACUUUUGCGGAGGCCAAUUUACGUUAUCAACUCAGUUGACAACACCAAAUUAUACUGUUAUACUCUCCCACGGUCGCAGCACCACAGGUUCUUUAGAAACUUACCCCCUUUUUCCAAGACAUGGUCGCGGGUACUCAAUGAUUUAUAGACUGGAGUUACAAGACGAGUGAGUAGCCAAAGGUCACAAUGUUUCCCCAGUCUUGACCACGCCAAACAACGAGCAGCAUAAGGAAGAAAUGAAAAUGGUUUACUGUGCAGGUUGUUUAAAUGUUAGUCAUUACGACCCACAACAGUCCUUUUUAGAACUACUCUCUUUUAGACAAUCACACCACAUGAUAAAAUUAUAUUUUAAAGUGAAGUUCUGAGAAGAGACGGAACGUCUUGAAAUCUUUUAAAACAUUUGAAAUGUAUUUACUAGAAGAUGAUUCUGUGAAUUUUUGUUUGUUCAUCUCCAGUGAAAUCAUCAUUAGCUAAUUGUUUAUACCAUGUACAGGGAAUCGUAGUGUGUUGCUAAUUCAGCUUCAAUUUUUUAUGACAUAGAGUCAGAGGGAUGGCCCCAAGGACAGUGAGGUAGGGAAAAGUAGAAAAAACAAACGUAUUCAAUUAACUCAGGGAUUCUAAAUGCAGGACAAACAGUAUUGACGAGUGCUUUUCAGAGAAUGCGUGUAUUAUGAAACAGCUACGAGUAACAUACAUCCAUGUUGUUUUAAGUUUCUCCAUCUUUCAGGCUUUUUCUUCCCCACCCACCCCCCCCCGACCCCAAUCCCUUUUCCACUUUACUUGACAUUUUAAGAACCUAAGGAGUGUACUUCUAUCUCUCUGUUUUGUAUUUGACUUAAUUUUUAUAAUGGCUAUUCUAAUAGUCGAGGAGGAGAUUUUAAAAAGAGACCUAAGAAAGGCUCUACGUAGCACCACCACUACACAACGGGUUUGACAUCGGGUGAUGAUAGCCUGUACCCAAAGAUUGUGGCUACGUCAGUCAUAGUCUCAAAUUAAGGGGUCAGUGACUCGCCACACACUAAUUUUUAAGGAAUAGGGGUGCUUUUGGGAGUACCAAUAUGUAUGGGUUUAGGAAUAUUUUUAUCUCUGGAGUUGACAAAAAGGUUAUUUUUUUUUUUUUUUUGGGGGGAAGGGAAUGAGCUCAAAUAAGUUAUUUGCGGUCAGUUAAACCAUUACCAUAACAAAGGUUGGCAGGGAAACCAAUAGAAACGUUUUUUGUGAUUAAAACUCCGAUUUAAAUUAUGACAUCUUCUCGAUUUGUGGUAAAAUAAAAAAUCCUAAUCGAUUUGUUGAUGUUUUAUUGCUAAUUUUCAUUUUACUCCCCAGAUUCAACCAAAAAAUACAAACUUGACAAAUGAUCAGGGAGCUUUUCUUAUCAGAGCUCAUUGACUCCAUUUGAUCAGUCUAACAAACAAGAUGGUCAUAGUGAUCGGGAGUUACUAUUAGAGCUCAUCUACUCUCCGAUCAACCAACGAACUUCUCCUCAGUUUGUUUAUACGGAGCUCUUAUUGUCACAUCCCGUAGAGCUCAUUGACUCCCCCAAAUCAUGUAAGCCAACAAACAUCUAGUGAUCGGGAGCUCUUAAUAACAGCUCAGAGCUCAUUGGCUUCCUGAACGACCCCCCAGGAGCUCUCAUCGAUCAACAAACUUCAGUGAUCGGGAGCCCUUAUUAGGGAGCUCUUAGUAGAGCUCAUUGACUCCCCCCCCGAUCAACCAACAAACUUCUAGUGAUCGGAAGCUAUUAUUAGAGCUCAUAGACUCUCCGAUCAGCCAACAAACAUCUAGUGAUCAGGAGCUCUUAUUAGAGCUCGUUGACUCCCCGAUCGAUCAACAAACUUCUAGUGAUCGGGAGCUCUUACCAGAGAUCAUUCACUCUCCGAUCAACCAACAAACUUCUAGUGAUUGGAAGCUAUUAUUAGAGCUCAUAGACUCUCCGAUCAGCCAACAAACUUCUAGUGAUCGGGAGCUCUUAUUAGAGCUCAUUGACUCCCCGAUCAACCAACAAACUUCUAGUGAUCGGGAGCUCUUAUUAGAGCUCAUUGACUCCCCGAUCAGCCAACAAACUUCUAGUGAUCGGGAGUUAUUAUUAGAACUCAUCUACUCUCCGAUCAACCAACAAACUUCAAGAUAUCGUGAGCUCUUAUUAGAGCUCAUUGACUCCCCGAUCAGCCAACAAACAUUUAGUGAUUGGGAGCUCUUAUUAUAGCUCAGCGAUUCCCCUAUUGAUCAACAAACUUCAAGUGAUCGGGAGCUCUUAUCAGAGCUCAUUGACUCCCCAAUCAGCUAACAAACUUCUAGUGAUCGGGAGUUCUUAUCAGAGCUCAUUGACUCCCCGAUCGAUCAACAAACUUCUCGAGAUCGAGAGCUCUUAUUAGAGCUCACUAACUCCCCGAUCGAUCAACAAAUUUCUCGUGAUCGGGAGCUCCUACCAGACCUCAUUGAUUCCCCGAUCGACCAACAAACUUCUAGUGAUCUGGAGCUCGUAUCAGAGCUCAUUGACUCCCCAAUCAGCCAACAAACUUCUAGUGAUCUGGAGCUCUUAUCAGAGCUCAUUGACUCCCCAAUCAGCCAACAAACUUCUAAUGAUCGGGAGCUCUUAUCAGACCUCAUUGAUUCCCCGAUCGAUUAACAAACUUCUCGUGAUCGGGAGCUCUUAUUUGAGCUCAUUGACUUCCUGAUCAGCCAACAAACUUCUCGUGAUCGGGAGCUCUUAUCAGAGCUCAGUGACUCUCCGAUCGAUCAGAAAACUUCUCGUGAUCGGGAGCUUUUAUCAGAGCUCCUUGACUCCCCGAUCGAUCAACAAACAGCUCGUGAUCGGGAGCCCUUAUCGGAGCUUAUUAACUCACCGAUCGGCCAACAAACUUCUUGUGAUCGGGAGCUCUUAUCAGAGCUCAUUGACUCCUUGAUCAGCCAACAAACGUCUCGUGAUCGGGAGCUCUUUCUUGAGCUCAUUGACUCCCCGAUCGAUCAACAAACGUCUCGUGAUCGGGAGCUCUUUCUAGAGCUCAUUGACUCCCCGAUCGAUCAACAAACUUCUCGUGAUCGGGAGCUCUUUUCAGAGCUCAUUGACUCCCCGAUCGAUCAACAAACUUCUCGUGAUCGGGAGCUCUUAUCAGAGCUCAGUGACUCCCCGAUCGAUCGACAAACUUCUCGUGAUCGGGAGCUCUUAUCAGAGCUUAGUGAGACCCCGAUCGAUCAACAAACUUCUCGUGAUCGGGAGCUCUUAUCAGAGCUCAGUGAGACCCCGAUCGAUUAACAAACGUCUCGUGAUCGGGAGCUCUCAUCAGAGCUCAGUGACUCCCCGAUCGAUCAACAAACUUCUAGUGCUCGGGAGCUCUUAUCAGAACUCAUUGACUCCCCGAUCGAUCAACAAACUUCUCAUGAUCGGGAGCUCUUAUCGGAGCUUAUUAACUCAUUGAUCGACCGACAAACUUCCUGCGAUCGGGAGCUCUUAUCAGAGCUGAUCAACAUCUUAAUCGACCAACAAACUUAUGAUAAGGAGCUGUUUAAGAGCUCUUUGACUCCCCAGUUGACUAAUAAACUUCUUGCGAUUAGGGGUACUAAAUUGAACGCAUCAUCAAAUCCACUGAAGUAAGGUAAUUUUCGAGGAAACAAACUCUGCCAUCUAUUCUUUCAGCAUUUUUUUUAUUAUAUUUCACAAAAUCACUCACUUUUCAUGAUUUCCCUAGCAACCGUUCCCAUGAUUGCGUACAACAAGUCAACUUGAAUAAUCACACACUCGGUAACUGUCAAUGUUACCUCACCCCUCUAAAUUUAAUUUUACUUGGUUGAGUAGUUCCGGAUGUGUUGUUGAGAAGUUCCUCACACAUAAUUAUUGGUACAUCCAAAAGCACUGUACCGCUCUUAAUAAUAUACAUGAGAAAAUUACGCACUUCUGAUUGGCUGAAAACGUGUAGUGAGGGUGCUACGAGGUCGUCUUUUUCUGGCUUUUCCUCGUUGACUACUAUUGAAGUUUCGUCAAAAAUCUAGCUUCAGCAGUUGCAGACCAAAGUUCAAGACUUAAAUCAGAGUUUGACAGCAACACGAGAGGCAGCACAUACGGCCAAGAGAAAGUGGUAUCAGGUCAGUGGAUUUACUUCUAAAAACUGUUAUUAUACUUACUUUAAUUAAGGUAAACAAUUGAAAGUCAACCGCCAUGACCUUGGUAUGGAAGGGGUGAUAUUCUCUCCGGGCUAGACACAACUUCUGGAUACCCCAGGCACCCACCUUCCAUUUAAGCAAGGCAGCAGUUUAACUGAUGAGUAUGAAAAGAAUGGUCUUGUGUUUGUAGAGGUGCCACGUACUGUACAUAAAAGACCCUUAAAAAGCCAAACGUUUGCCUAAUUUCUCUCGUAACUUUGAACUACAUUCAUAUUCCUUUUUGUAUAUUUAGUUUGAUUUUCAGAUACUUUGUGUACUUGAUUACGUUUCAAAAUCUGUCUGAAUUAUUUCAGGCUUUUGAGGAACAUUCUGAAAUUCUUAAGGCAAGAGACGCCAUGAUAGCUGGUCUACAAAGCUCUUUGAGUGCAAAAGAUUUGGAAUUAGAGGUACACGAGUGCUAAGUAUAUGCUGCAGUUUUUGUUUAAUGUGGUUCAGCAGAAGUAUCCAGACCUCAAUUUCCAAGCUUUACUGAUGCAAAACAUUAGAAAAUUGUUACUCAGCCCUUGAACUGAGCAAUAAAUUGACCUCCUUACUGUUGACAAAUCACUAUAUUUUGUAAAACCUCGUACAAUAUCUGUUAAUUAUUUGAAGACCAUUGCCACUCUAGAUCAUUUUGUAGGCACUCAGGUAAGUAAAGCUAUCGUCAAGUGGUUUAAUUCUAACAGUUCGCUUGAAAUUUUAUCUAUUUAUUUACUUGUUUUUUUUACUUCCAGAAACUUAUUCAGUCCUUGUCUUCCAAAGAAGUUGAACUGCAGAGAUUGAACAAUGGGAAGUUCCUCCUUGAACAACGCCUAGAUGAAGUGUUAAAACAGAAAGAACGUGAGCAAGCUGUGAGUCAAGACUGGCUACACUAAUUACUCUAUACAGGCUAAUCAGUUACGAUAAAAAAAUAUAUGAAUAUAUAUAUGUAUAUCUUAUGCGGAAUUUUUUUGCUGGGAUGCGGCUGGAAUGCAAAAUGGCUGAAUUACAUCUGUGCAUGACUGGUUAUGACCCAAUUUGAAAAUCGUUUUUGUGAUCCUAUACCGCCACUUUAGUAGAAGGCCAUCCUCAGCCUUCACCCAUAUUCUUGAAUUUCUAGGAACUUAUGGAAAAACAUAAAGCGCUCUCUCAAGAACACUAUUCCAAGAUGGACGCUCUCGAAGAAGCUUAUCAGGUAAAAAACAUAUCAGGCCUUUUGCCAGUAAUUAAAGUAAUGGAUCGGACUUGGAGUAUUUAUGCAGCGUGGGACUUUUUGAUAAGUCACUCAGUUAAUCAGAGAGCUCCCUAAGUAAACGUAGAUCUAAGGCGGCAAAUUUAAUCAGGAACAGGACAAAAAUGGUGGGGCAUUCCAGAGUAUAAUAGUGCUCAGAAUCAGGCUGCACGAACUAUUCGCUGGUCGCAGGAGCCAUUUAGCUCACGUUUUUUUUUUUUUUAAGUCAUGAGGCGUAUUGAAGAAUUGGAGAGGUUUUCAUUUGAUUGGCGUAAACACAAAACCAAAGUUAUCGCAACGACCAAUGAGAAAAAGGUAUAAAUCACAAGGUUCCAGUGAGAACUCAAAGUGAAUCCAGGAAAUUGCCGAAAGCGCCGGUAAAAGUACUGACAACGGUGCAAUUCUUCUAAGUUUGUAUCUGAUAGGGUAGCGCGAGUUUUAUAGAACACUCGCACGAGUCACGCGAGUAAAACCAUUACAAUCAUGAAUUACUUUCGACACACAGUUGAAAAUUGUUCUUUAGAAGGAAACCUCAAGUUAGUGGUGAGCUUUAGUGGACAAGAUGUAGAUGAACCAGAAAGGAACAAUGAUAACCAAGAAUAGAGGAAUAAAGAAAAUUUGGCAUAGGUUUGUUUUGCUUUCUAUCGUAAAUGUUGGUUGUUUGUCCUCAGCACGUGACUGCUGGAGCUCAAGAACAACUCGAGGCAAAGGACCGACUUAUCCAGAAGCUGGCAGCUAGCAACAAGGAGAAAGACAAUUUAAUAGCGGUACGUGCUACCCCCUUUUUUUUUGGUUAUUUACUCUGUUAAGAUAACAAAGAACGUACGUAAAAAAGCAAGAAACUAAUAAUAAAUUGUAUGGUCACAUCAGCACAUGUAAGAGUGGGCUUAAUCCCCCUGUAGAUUUUUUCCCUCGGAGAUUCGUAUCCUCCGAAGCAAAUCAAAUUAUUUUUCAUCCAAAGCAGCAGCGGUCACCUGUCUUGUUUUUAGGUUAUUAGAACCAAAAUCUAAUUUAGAAAGGUCAAGAUGAUCGCAACGCUUACCUCGUGAUUACCACAUGUUACCAUCAAGUGGUAAUGAAGUGGUAUAAUUAUUCAUUUGAGGACAACAGUCAGUUUUUUUUAAACUAUUGCAAUACCUUGGUAUACAUUUAUUAUGAUAUAGAAACUUUUGAUCGGGAACAGUUUCGAGGCUCUAUCUUGUAACUAAAAUUCUACGAUUAGAGGAAGUUUUAAAGCUGAUUUUAAAAAAAUUCCGCUGGGUUUGCCUUCCCUUUGCAAUUCUACCGUACUGAUUCCCCUUCCACAGUUAUUGUCCUCGAUUGAAAUAUUUUUCUAAAUUACCAGGACUUCGUAGAGGCUUUGAAGGGAAGUGGUAUGGAUGAUUCAGUGGUCAAGGUAGGUAGUGCUGCAUGAUGUGUUGGUUUGUCCAUCUCGACAAAUGGUAAUUUAGUGUUAACAACUGAGUUAAAAACGUAAAUUGGCCAGCGUAAAGAGUUAAAAAGCGGACGUUUCGAGCGUUAACCCUUCGCCAGAGCGAUUGGACAAAUGUUUGCUUAAUAUCUCCAGUGGUAAACCAUCCUUGGUUAUUUUUGAUCUAUUGUCACCUUUCUGGCCUUUGUCUUUGAAGUCUUAUUUUACAUACAGACAAAUUUUGAGGACGCAAAGAAUGACUUGUAAUAACGUGGUAUAGAUCUUGAAUCUUAAAAGUCUUUGUUUGUUUAUAAGGUUAAGAAAUUAAAAGGUGAAUGGUAAAAACCUGGUCACCUGUCUCUACCAGAGCUCCCACCCCCUGCCUCUAAUUUUGUCGCCAAGGAGUAGUAAGAUAUGAGAGCAUUUUUCCAAGGCUUGAAUAUUUCUUAUUAUUCAAAAAUAUUCCUUCAGCUUUUAUCCUGGCAAAUGGUUUCCCAGCUACUCAGAGCAAAUCACAUUUUUUACUCAUUUUGCAGGGCUCAACUGAUGAUCAGGAGAAUCUUUUGAAGAAACUGACCAACUACACUAAAGAGAAGGAUCGUGCUCUCCAGGUUGGUUAUACACAACUAAACUGAUAUUAAUAAAGGGGCUAAGGUUCUAAAGAAACUGUGGUACUGCAUCAGUGGGAGAGUAUAACAUGGUAAUUUGGAAUUAACAACUGAGUUGUUAACGUAAAUUGACCAUUGUAAAGAGUUUUGAAGCUGACUUUUUGAGCGUUAGCCCUUCGCCAGAGCGACGAAGGGCUAACGCUCGAAACGUCAGCUUUGAAACUCUUUACGGUAGCCAAUUUAUGUUAUGACUGACUUAGUUGAUAAUUCCAAAUUACCCAAUUAAAGUAAGAUUAAGUAGUGUUUUAUGUUCAUUUUAACUCACAACUUAAAUUUUUGCAACAACAGGAAACUAAGAGUCCUGACCCUUUAUGACUAAUAUUGUCUUAAAAUGAAUGGAAAAGGGAAAUCAAACAAACUUUUCUUUGUGGUUAAGACUCGUUUCGUUUGACUUUUCAUUUCCAAAACCCCGUUGGAAAAGGCUAUUUGAGCCCAGGGACGUCUGCUUAUCAGAGCACUGCUUCACAGCCUAAGACAUUGGUACAUAUUCCUAUCUGCUGAUAUCACGCGCCAAAGAGGCUGUGUUCUAAAUUUUUUGUUGAAAGUUUUUCUUUACUGCAGUUUUCGAUCAGUCUAGAAAACUUGAGUCGCUUUCUAAACCAAUCAGAUGUUGAGCUUAAACCAACUGUGUCCUGACCACUCACAUUUUCCCGCUCUUGAGCACGAUUACUUGUGUUCAUUUUGAGAUUUCAUUUCCUUUUGAAAUUUUCCCGUCUUUCAAUUGCCCAUUGUAGUCGACUUUGGGUUGGGGUUUGUGACACUUCAUCAAAAAGCGCUCUAUUGGGCCACUUGAAUCUCUUUUUUUAUUGCAUGCGCGACUUUAAAUUUAUCAUCGAGAGUUGCGCCUUGAAAAUCACUAAGUGGAAACAUCGUUUCGAUUUUCUUGUCGCUAAUUCCUCAUUUGCCCAGUUCAGUAAAAUACAAACAAAGCUGCGACCGUCUAGGUAUGUACAUGUGCGUUGCAUUUUGGCACAAAAAUCAUCAAAUUAAUGUUUUUUAUUUUUCUGAUCAUAAUUGUAGGUUGCAGCUGAAGAAAAAGUGCGCGCUUUGCAAGGAAAGGAAGGCGAGCUACAGCAGUUAAGACAGGCCCUGAGAGAGAGGGACAGGCUGAUUGAAAAAAUCAACACCGCUGUCCUUGAAUCCCAAGAAAAGAAUAAAGUAAGUGAACUACAAAUGUGACACAAUUUAACUUUCUUACUGAUAUUCCAUACGUUUUCAUAAAAAUCAGUGAACUCGAUUUUUUUAUGAUUUUUUUGGCACCUAAUUACAGUAAUGCUGUCAUUGUUAAAAAGGGAAAGGGAAAAAACAAAUUGGAAAAGUUAGUAGCAUAUAGCAUAUAGCAUAAGCAUACGUUAUUGGCGUAUAUUAAUUUUCUUUAAAACUUUUGGAAUCCUUUGGAAUUUCUAAACAACAUCUUAUACUAGAGGGUGAUUCCACAUGCCAAUAAAUCUUUCUUUAGCUUUUUACCUUUUUUUCAUGACAAUGUUAUUUAGUGCAGUAAGGUGUAUGUUGGGCCUAGACGAGAUGACUUUGUCACAGCCAUUGGAGUGUCUUCUAGUGACUACAAUUAUUGACUACUGUACGACUGUCUUUUCACGCUUGUGUAUCUGUCCAGCUAUUAGAACAGACAAGCAAAGAAAGAAAUGAAGCUUUACAAAAAAAGUUGUCGUCCUUCGAGGAUCAGCUUAAAGGAAAAAAGGUAGUUACAUUAGGCUGAGGUAUAAAAACAUAGUUUAACUCCCAAGAUCUGAUUGUUAAUUCUCCCCUCUGGUUGCUACUCAUUUUCAUGUAAAUUAGUUGAAAUAAUUUGGUGUUAGAUCAAGAUAAAACCUUAUACCUGAUAAGUUUGAAUAUUCUCAUUACCUGCUUUCCGGAUAAUGUAUGGUUAUUAGAGAGAGAAGUUGCAUGUUAAUCCUCUCUGGAGCCAAAGGGUUAAUGAUUUAUUCCAAAGUACUAUUAGCAGUGGAAAUAUCUUAAGUAAUCAGCUACACAAUAUGUCUGCAGACACCAAGAUUGAAUUUUUAAUUGUUUAAGGAAAUGCUAAGUCAUAAUACAGAAAGACGAAAAUUGGCAAAGGACGGGGAAAGUGCCAAAAGGGUGGCAGAUAUUUAAAUAAGAUGUCGCACAAUUGUACCCAGUGCUGGCCUAAGUGACUUGAGUAUUUUUUCAGAAAUAGCUUCCUUCUUCAGCCGGACGUGUUUUUUUCAUCGUAACAGGGAGAUUUAGAAACAAAAGAAGCCAGUUUGGAAGAGAAAGAACUUGUUAUUCAGAAACUAAAACACAAUCUAAACCACAGGGAAGAGGAAUUGAAGGUCAGUGUUAUUCCUGUUUGACAGAGGGGAAUCUUAUUCUGAGUUCUGCUAACUCUCGCGGAAUUCAAUUGCGUGUAAUGUAAAUCGGAAAUUACAACUGGCCGAGGAAUUUUUCGAUCCAGAAUCCUAUCACCGUUAUAUGUCCCCCAGUUCCUCUAAAUUUCUCCUUUGCUCCCGGAAAGUGAUUUAACACCUUCCAUAGAGUUAAAUUUUGCCAAGCUCCUCAUACCCAGAAAUCAUUCCCCACGUUUCCUCGAACAUUCGAGAAAACUAUUCAAUAAUUUUACCAGAAUUUAUUAAAAAAGAAAAAAAAAUGAGGCCUCGGUUCGCUUGCGAUCAGAUCGCAGCCAACUGAUAGAGACCGGCUUGUCUAAAGUUUGUAUUUCUGAUAUCUCUUUUGCUCGUAGGAAUUGAAGGACUUUGUAAAGACCGCGUUGAGCAGUCCAGACGAGGUUUGUGGUUGUAACAACUGUCUAUGCUAAACAUUCUUGCUUUUAGUUUUUAACCCCAACCCGAGGGUAACUAUGCUUAAAUUUCUCCCCUUUGUAUUAAUACAUGUAAAUAACGGCCUUGUUGUGGGAGCAGUAACUAUUACGUAGUACAAAGACUACAGGAAGUAUUGUGCAUAGUAUGACUUUAUUUUCGUCCUUGUAUCUUAAAGGAUGAAAGUUUAAGUGAUGAGGCAAGGAAGGCCCAGGAAAUAUCGGAAUUGUUGAAAGAAAAGGAAAAACUUUUGGAGGUAAAUAACCUUUUAAGUGUCUAGGAUACUUCAUUACAGUGACGUUAUCUUGAGCCGUUUUUCUCAGCUGGGCCAAUGAAAACCUUUGUUGAUCCGAAUAGCUUACAAGAAUAGUUUUCUUGGUUAGAUAGACAUGAAACAGGUAAAAAUAAACCAAAAAUGAAAGGGCAUGGUCAGGAAUGGAGAUGGUUAACACGGAUUACGAAUGACCACCCUUAGAGAGGAUUUACAACCAAACAACUCAACCACAGGUGACUCGUCAUGGUGACGAGGCUAUUAAAGUAUGUUUAUGUAGCAAACUUGACUAGGACACUGGGACUAAAAGCAUCUCUUAAUGUACGUUAUUGUGCUUUGUUUGGUUUUGUCAGGAAGUGUUCCAUGAGCGUGCCAGGUUAUCAUCUACCAAUGAAGCCAACACUCAAAGACUCAUGGCAGCUCUUAAAGACAAGGAGACUGCACUCAAGGUUAGAAUCCGAUCAAAAACUUCAUGUAAAAUUAUUUGGAUGCUCAUAAGCUUUUAACUCCUGUGGAGACUUUUCCAUGAAGUUUUGAGACGCCUCUAACAAGUAUAAACUAAACGUUUUGAUUACAAUUAAAAUCAUCCGUGCACAAUAUUUUGUAUAGAUCCCAAUCGCACUCACCUUAUUGUGUCAGCGUUAGUAAAUGAAAAUAUAAUAAAAAGUGGGUUUUGGCCGUGGCACUUACACAAGGUUGGCUUUUCGUCCACUGUUCUCCAAUGCUUAAUAGGAAUUCAUGUAAUUUGUUUUUGUGGGGUAAGGAGAAGCGGAGAACUCACAGGAAGCCUCCUAGCAAGAGACAAGGGAACAAGAACGAGAAAUAAUGACAAAAUAAUAAUUCCAACUAAAGCUUUGCUUUGACGCUGUAUUUGAAAAUGGCCUGAAAAUGUCGCAAAGUGCUCGCUUCUCUUAGGUCAGAAUGCCUAGAAUAGUCACCUACAAUGAAUCGAAAAAGUAUACUACUCGUACAUACCAGGUUUUAACCCGUUACUCCCGAACAUCAGUAUGAAUAUUCUCCAUACUACUUCCUAGACAUUACCUCUGGUUCUAACAAGGAUAAUUUGUUCAAAAAUCAAGAGCUUCUUUAGUUUGUGAUCAUCUCUUUUAUUCUCAUGACCUUAGUGUUUGAUUCAGGGCUGGUGUUGUAAGGAGAAUUUAGAUGUUAGUCGUUCUUAGGGCUUAAAGGGUUAAUAAACACCUGCCAAAAUGUUAUCUCUGUAGGAGGCUGCUGCUGACUUAACACGUGUACAAACUGAAAAGAACUCCACCAUCCAGACACUACAGCAAUUACUUAGCAACAAAGAGCACGAAGUACAGGUAAGACAGAAAUUGAGCCAAAAAAAAAAAAAAUUAAAGAAAAGUGCCUGAAAACACGACACUUUGUCCCGGCCAAGGUUUAUUACGAGACGUCAAGGCUACCUGGUCCUCUCCUCUCAACUUUGCCACCAGUUUAUGUGAACUUUCUUCUUUAUUUUUCUCUCUCUUUUCCUGUAGGCCUUAGAAAACAGCAAAGCCUGGGCGUCCCAGGAAAAUGAGAAGUUAAUUAACAAAUUAAGGCUGACCAUACAAGACAAAGACAAGACUAUCGCAGUGAGUCGUCUUACUAUUAAUAAAAAUAUACGAGUGUCGAUGUUUUGUGUCAAAAAUUAAUUCUUCUUGAUUGUGUGAUGUUGCUGAAAAUGCUCAAAGUUAUCCCCUUUAUUUUUCCCUCACCAGGGUCUUGUGGAAAGUGGACGAGAGAAAGAUAAGAUGUUGAAAGUGUUACAGGUAAAUUCAGCUUUGUUCCCAUUAGUUCAUUUGCAGCUGUUUAAGUUAACGAAACCCCUUGUGUCGCCAAGGUUUGAUAAAGAAUGAUGAAGUGUCCGUCUUCGGAGAUAGUUUUUGCCGCCUUCUUAAGUCGAAUAUCUAACCAAGAUUUUUACUGUUUUGAUAGGAGUCCAAUAAAAGCACACCAAAGGCCCCCAGCCCUGCCGAAGUGGUAAGAUUCCUUGUUAGUGUUUACCAGGUGUUAAACCAAUAAGAUGAUAAUCAUCUUUUUUUGUUCAUUUGAAGGCGGAACUAAGGCGAAAUAUUGGUCUAUUACAGGCUGAAGUGCAAAAGAAAGAUGGUAUGUUGCAAUUUCCGCCCAUUUUUAAUUGUUUUGAGUGUGUUGUUUCUGAUGGUUUACAUUGCUCUGUUAAGAUAAGAGACCUAGACUGUUAGUAGUCAGCUUUUCUCUCCGUGAAGAGCGGGAGCUAUCCUCUCUUGCAAACUUUAGGCGAGAUGAGGUUGGGACGAGACCCCGACUACACAGGGUCGUGGGCCGGGCGUUCUUAAUCGACACAGUCCCGACAUACUUAAUCGUGAGAUAAAUUUGCUUCACGCUCAGAAACGUAAAUGGAAAAAAAAAGACAGAUUACUGGUGACCCUGUGGAAAACAAAUGGAGAGCAGACCAGCGAAUACCGGAUUGACCCCUAAAUGUUUCAAAACAAGCUAUGAGCUUAUAAAAUUUACAAUUUCCUUCAUAGCAUCAGUAGUUAUUACACGCCAAAUUUGUACUUAUUUUACCUCAAAUCCUCCACAGAGGACCUGGUUACGAUAUUUUUAUUCGGUACUGGUUGUAUUUAUUUUACUUUGUUUCAGAAUUGAGCUACACAUUUUCGACAGAACCUUUUUCUCUCUAAAGCGAUUCUGUUUUUCCGGUGUUAUGUGUGUUGGUUUUAUCUUUCGUUGCAUUGUUUUCCUAUUUAGAAUCUCUGAGGAAGCUUGAGUCGGAUUACAGAAACAACUUGCGGAAACUUCAAGGCGAUGAUCAAGAGGUAGAUAAUCUGUACAGAUCAUUGUGUUUUAACUUGUUUACCGGGGGUUUUAACCUUCAUUCGUGUUUUUUUGCUGUUGGUUUGAAAGCUCAAUAAAGCUGUCGCCAGAGCCAGUGGUAGAGCCGGAGAUUUCCAAUGAAUCAGUUAAAUUUGGGGAGAAAAAUAUCAGAGAACUUUUUCUCGCUCGGUUGUUGUAAAACCAGAACUAAAUAAUGGCCAAUCAGGAGAAGGAAAAUAUCAAAAGGAAACAAUCGGAAUAAAUAAAAAUGCCUCAAGGGCGGGAAAAUUUGAAUGAACAGAUUGCGUUUUGUAUCUGGUCGAAUAAAGAGGUGAUGUGAUUGUUUAAAAUGGUUAUAGAACUUUUUUAGAAUUUUGCUUGCUCUGUUCUCUAACUGUUGAGGUGUGUGUUUCUCUUUCAGAACAAGUUGAAGUUUGAGAAUCUCCAGCAUGAAAUACAGACAAGAGAUGUACUCUUAAAACAGGCAAAGUAUGUGGUAUUCCUAACUUAUAUAUUAGAGAUAGACAAUUCCUCUCUUGUCUCUUGAGUUUGAGGAUGAACUUGCAGAGAGUUUUUUGAGUGGUCAGUCACCGGCAACAGCCCGGUAAUAUCGACGUUUACUCCCGAGUUCAAAUCAUUAUUGUAAUUGGCAAUGUUUUAGACUCUUAUAUCUAUUGUUAAGCAAUGGUUUAUGAAGAAAACCCAACUUCUUUUCAGAGAUGCUGGAAAGGGUGUAUACUCGGUUCUUGUUCCAUCUGAAGUGACGCGAACUACAACUUCCUGAUCAUUUAUUUAGAUCAAGGAGACGUAUUUUCCCACCCACUUCGCUUUACUCCUGGUUUCAGAGACAAGCUUAUUGGCCUGUUAUAGCGAUGCUCUAGUUAGAUAGAGUCACUAAUAGUUAUUUCAUUUCAGGGGUACAAUCGAUAAUCUUCGUUCCAGACUACAGAGCAUCCCUAAUUUAGAGGUUAGACCAAAAAAAAAUUAUUUGACUAAAUUGUUACACUUGGUUUGGCAAAGUGAAACAGUUAGACAAUAGUUUUCUUUCCUCUUUCUUUUUUACCUUAGGAUCUAAAGCAAAAGUUUGUAGAGCAGUCGCAGGUAAGUGUACACAGUGUGGCCUUUAUUUCUGUUCAUUUUAUAUCCGUCCUACUACACAUCGUUGUGAUGCACUGUUUUCUUUUCAUUUAAGGCCUUGGCUGAGGCUCAAAAAGGGAAAGAGCAAGCACUUGUUGAUUCAGUGAGUUUUUCCAAAGAGUAUGACGCCGUUGAAAAUGAUCAUUGUUAACUUACUGGGUGUGAAGGCAAAUGUUCUCAAGGGAACGAGGAAUCAGAGUUUACAAAACGUGCUUCAUGUUCAACAUGUUCAACUUCUUUUUUGAUUUGUUGAAGUAUUGAUGCUGUUUCGUCAGCAGUGCUGGUGCCUUAAUUUCUUAUCUUGUUUACAGGCCGCACUCAAGAAAUCUAACUUGGAGCUAGAAGCGGAACUGAAAGUUAAACUGAACAACAUUGAAAUGCUUAAUGAGGCUGCGCAGAUGAAGGACCGAAUUAUUAAGGUGCUCAAUGGGCUCAUACUAAACCUGUUUUGUGUUGGCCUAGCUUUAAUUCGCUAGGUGAUUGGCCAAGAAAAUUCGCGCCACCCCUCUUAAUCAAUCAUUAUCCUUUUUGACCAUUUCAAUUUUGGAACGGGUGUCGUAACUUGACAAUGAGCCAAUGAGAGGUCACUGUGAAAGGAAAUAGAGGAAAUCCCAUGACUAAGUCGCGCUUAGUUUUCGAUUUGCAUGUGGCGGAAUGAGAUGGUGGUGCGAGGAUACUAGAUCAAUCAUAACGUUGAGUAAGCCAAUGCCAAUGCAAUCCUGAACUCAUUUUUAUGUGAUGUUUUACAAGGGUUUCCAGCCCUGAGAAAAGCUUCAUCUGCACUCGUAUAUCGUACGAUAAUUUUUUUUUAAAGUAUGUUUGAUAUCGUUCAUCAACUGCCGACACGUCACUCGCCUUUCGUUUAACUUUCUCAGGUUGAUCUGGAAUUUCUCUUCUCGAGUUAAACUCAGUCCAGUUGAACACUCGAAGGGAAAUUCCUUAUCUACGCGCGCCCAAGUACUAUUUUAAAUGUAAAUUACUCUUUCUCUGAAACUCCCUCUAGAAUUUAGCUUAGCAAUAAAUAAGACUUCGGUGUUGCAUGGGAAGAUCAAUUUGAGUGGACUGCACUUAAAGAGUAUCAACCACGCAAUCUCUCUCUUUGAUCGAAGCGUAAGACUUCACAGCAGAUAUGUUUGCUUUAGUUAUGUGGCUAUGGCAGUCUAUCUUGGCCAUAGAUGAGCAUUCAUUCUUUCGGCUGGUUUUAGGGUCUUUUUCUACCGUUUUCUACACAGACUUAUCAGAAUUUGGCAUUUUUAGGUUCCUGUCCGAAAUCGUGUUUUGAUUUCACGCGAACGACCUUUUAUGCUGGAAGAUUAAACUACUCUUUUGUAUCCGCAGGAGAUGCAAGAAGAUCAACAGAAGCAGUUAAAAGACAUGAAAGAGAAUAUUGGAUAUUAUCAUAAGAAAGCUCAAGAACUUGAGGUACUCAUAAAGCUCUCUGUCUAAGGGAAGAUUUCUCUCUGAACAAUACAAGUCUCUUAAGUAUGGAACAACAACACAGAGGUUCAACUAUGCAGGGAUCUUAGGGAACGCACUUUUAACCUACCCCUCCUUGCUAAGACAAUACUAUAAUUUAUAAUGAAUUAGCCAGGAUUAUACUGAUGUGGGACCUUACGGGUGGGUCCUGUUAACGCUCUCCAGCGGAGUAUCUGUCAGGAUGAUUGGAAGUCCUAUGUCCCUGAAUGGUGUGAAAACAAAAGAUUCAUUUUGGUCUGAAAUGAACACAAUAUUUCCAGGCCUCAAAUAGUUCGCUACGGCAUCAGCUUAUGGAGACAGAGGACCUGAAGAAUUCGCUCGAGCAGCAACUCGAAAGCUACAAGGAAAGGUUAAAUAAUCAGGUAACAGAAAAUUUAUAAUUUUAAAGGAUACCUUACUCGACCAUAAGGGAGCUAGUACUGAUAUAAUUUAUUUAUCGUGAAAAAUUCGCUAUCCUUGACCUCUGCUUUUCCCGUUUUGUUUUUCCUUACUUAUUCGGUGGUUUGCACUAUUUUUCACAUUUCAUAUCGAGGUUGUAAUCCAUUUCUUAGCAACUGCACGCGCUGUUUUAGCAAUAGAAGUGUAGCGAGCUUACUCAGCUUGCUAAAAUGCACAGCCUUUAGUUGCCAAAAUGUAUUGAUAUUUAUCGCCAUUUGCUCGUAACUUUGUGGACCAUUGAAAUGAGAGAUAUAUUUUUUUGAAUUAAGUAAUUAAAUGUGUUGAUGACUUCUGAAUGGUCACGAACCGACUUGUUUAUUUCCGCGUGCGCCAGUCUUGAUACCGUGCGUUGUUUUAAAUUUUUACUUGAACCCUUCAAACAUACAGAGCAAUAAUAAAGAUCUUGUUGCGCCCCUACAACGUCCAUAUGGGCAGAGUAAACAAGUUUACAAGUUUCUAUGUUGCUGUGUUGAAAUAUAUGGUGAUAAAAUAUUUGUCCCUGUGUUAAACUCCAACUGCUGUUACCAGGCUUCUUACGGGGAGGAAGAAGUAAACCUUUUACGUCAAGAGGUCAGCAACCUUAAGGCCAGGCUACAAAGGACUGGUACGCCACACAGGGAAAGUCCUGGAGUGGGAGCGGGGGCCGAUGAACAGGUAAUUAAAUUUGAUCAUCGAGUCUGCGGGAUUCACAUUCUUGCGGGAUCUUUGGCUGUAUAGGUAUUUUCAACAGCAAGUUUUCCUCCGCAGAAGAAGAAUACGACUUAGAUGAAGAAUAUGAUUGACAUCUUAUUCUUUUUCAAGUCCUCUUUCUCUUAACCUGCCAUGCCAGUCCUUGACAAUGAUAACUCGUCUCGUAUUAUUUGUCCUAGCAACUUGCCUCCAGCAAAACUUCAAGCCCCCAUCCGGCAUCUCCGUAUGACGCCGCUUAUCAGAGAGAGAUACAAGAACUCAAAUCGAGGCUUGAAGAUAGUGAACGGUGGAAUGCUUCAUUGCAGGCUCGGUUGAAUGAAUUACAGCCGCGGGUCAGUGGUUUUGGGGGCUCAAGUGGAGACAGUUUACCCUCAAAGGUUCAACGAUUAGAGCAGGUAACCGUCGUCAUGGGUCUCGCGUACUCCUGUAGUAUUUAUUUCCAGAAAAUGUUAAUUUUUUUAUCGUUUUUUUUUUUAAAGAAUUUUCCUGGGUGGUUAGUUCGGUUAUCUGAACUGUUACGACGAUGUUAUGUCCUCCUUUCAUCGUGUGAACGGCUGCAAGUCCUUUUUAGAAGAUGCAGAAAACGAAGCGAAUAAUCCAAGAUGUCAAUACUUUGGAGCCGAUUGUUCAUAUUUUUAACAACGAAAUACACCAAAUAAUCGCUAUCCCAUGGAUAGCAUAGUUUAUAAAAGUUAAUCAGCGGAAACUGGAAUCACCUCUGUAGAGCGUUUUUCGUUCUUUUGAUAACCGGACCUAAAAGGGAAAUAGUUGCUGGUGAACCAGGACAACGCAGAUCCUGGUAGCGACCAUAAACCUGCAAUAAACUGAUAUUCACAUCCACUGAAACUAGAUACAAAUGCUGAGUAAACAAGGUUUCUCGUGGAUUUCAGGGAAGGUGGGGUAACUUGUAAGCUAUUGGCCUCCGAGUAAAUAUAUUUUUUCUCUUCGAUUACAUAACAUUACAUAAAUUUAUUGUCCCUCCGAUAAAAUGUUUAUGGCUCUAAGCCAAUCUUUUAGAGGUUAGAAGAAUUUUUAGCAAGCAGACCUUUUGUUAGAUUGUUUUUUCAGUAUGUUCCGUCGUUUUACACUUUUGCAGCAAGUGGAAAAAUUGAAGGAACAACUCAAACAGAGCGGCCAGCUGAAUGUUGGGCUCAAGAAUCAACUGGAUGAUAGUAAUUCGUUGCACAUACAGACUUUGGCUAAGAAAGACGAUCUGAUAACAGAUUUGACUCGACAGAUUGAUAGUCUUCAAACGCAGUUAGACAACACGAGACAAACGUUCAGCGAGUUGGAGAGAAGGUUACAAGAUGCAAACAGCAGACUAGAAUAUUAUGCUACCAGUUUGAACGGUAGCCAUGACGAUACCCUGCUUGAGCGGGAACAAGAAUUGGAAAUUUUAAAACACGAGUUAGACGAGUUGCGUCGGAUUCAAGCUCGUAACGAUCGGAACGGUUCGGAUAUGGCCGCGCAGACGUCGCCUUUAAAGGACUGGACUCAAGGGUCAAGUGAUGAGUUGAGGGACCUGGAACGUAGAUUAGAAGAGAGUGCGCAAACGAACGAGCAGUACAAGAAUAUUUUGGAAGAGAAGGAAUUGGAAUUGCAACAGCUUAAAGCGAUGGUAAGUAAAUUUACACUCUCUCACAUUUUCAAAGCGUUUUGCCGUCAGAAGUCGUAUUCGUCAAUGCAGUGCUACUGGUUUGUUAGUUUAAUCACGCUGCACCAUCUACGAAACUCACAACCUACUUUAGACGAUCCAAACGCGGUUUCCAUGCUUGAGAAUCCUGUUAACGUUAAAGCAGAUGUUCGUGCGAAAAUACUGUACUGUUCUAAACAUACAAAAUUGUGUCCUGUGGCUCGAACGUUCGCUCGAGCAAUUAAAAAUUUUAGUUGCCGACAAACGGCUGACGAGAAAUCUGGUCGUCCAAAUCCUUUUAUUAGGGAGAGAAAGCAGUCGGAUGGCGACACCGAGAAAGCAUUUAAAAAAAGAUUGAAGUAACAUUCGGCAAGUACGUGUGUUGAAUCAGAAUAUAGUAAGAGUCGCUCGAGUGGUUCCAUGUUUAAGUCGUCUUAAACCGUGUCAUACCUCCUCUACGACGAAGAAUGUGAAGGAGUCGUUAGGUUCCAAGAAGAAACGGAAAAAUUUGCCGGCAAGACUUGUGUAGUCAGACUACGCAAAAUUUGAUAAUUUUACGUUGUUGGUUUGCAGCAGACGACUGAGACAUUUGAGAAGUUUUAAAUGGCAUGCGCAGAGCUAUUGUUUGCUCAUUAAACGUUUUACUUAUCCGUGGUCUCGUCGCGUUGGGUUCUGUUUGCUCAAAUGCCUCCGCUUUCAGUGGUCUGAGUUUUGAAAAAAUCACGUGCAACAAGAGACCCACAGAGGAACCUGUUUUGCAUAAUUGGUCAAAGGUGUGGUUUUAAAUAGCUUUUGAAGGAAUUGGUCUUGCAACUGGAUUUGAAAUCUGGAGGUUUGCAGAGUCAGUUUUUCUCCUCCGUCACUCACUGGAUUUGUCUCUUGUUCACCACGAGUUCAACCUCUCCUGUAAUUUGUAAAUAGCUAACCUGUUUGCCUCCCACAUAAGAGGAUACAUGAAAAUAUGUCCUCUUUACAUUAUUAGUUUGUGUAUUUACGUUGUUUACAAAUAGUACAGGAGUCUUAAGCACAUUGAGUGUAACAGCCGUCAAUUUCGUGUCAAUUCCACGUUUUAUUCGAUCCGAUCAACUACGCUCAGCACACUGUUCGAAUAUAAUACCGAAUGAGAAAUCCUUAAAAAUAAGCAAGUUUCCUUAUCCGUAACCUUGAAAAUUACUACAAUAACCGUAUUGGCUCCGUAAUGUUUCCUACCUGCGAUGUGAGUCUUGUGAAACGAUCCUCAUCCGAAAAAAUAAAGACGAAAAUAACAAGUGAUUAAAACGCAAGUGCGCCGAGGUUUGAACUAGCGUCAAAUGACGAAACCUUGGCAGAGACUGGGCCUAGUGCACAGGAAACCAAACAUUUACAUCGAGAUAUGAAGAUAUGAGAUACGAGCGUCCAUUGAGAUGAGAAGCACUUUGGAAAUUUUGGGACUGUGAAAGAUGCUUAAGAGUUGUUCGCGACGUAUACGACAAACGACUCUAGACCCUUGAAUGGUCUCCAAACUCUCUUAGUUUUUCUUAUCUCAAUAAAUGCACAGCUGACUAAGAAACAAAUUGUUUUAUAACGUUUUCAAUAUUGUAUUUCAGAUGUUUUAUGUAAAGUGAAGUUUCCUCUGCGGCGCUUCCUAAGCGUGCCCAAAUGGAAUACGAAUAUGUUCUCACCUCCAACGCUUAAGCGCAUAUUUUGCAUUUGAUCCGCGCUUAACACACUUUUCUCGUAAUUUUCGUCAAGCUACUUUAGUAUGAUGUUUGCCCAUUUCAAUACCUGAUUAAAGAACCAACCUCGUCAUAUUUUUUCCGUUUUACAGGAGGCAUCAAGAGAUAAAGAAAAGUCUAAAGCGAAUGAUCGAGAGAUGGCUGAAAUCGAAAGACUCCGCGAGGAAUAUGUAACAGGUAUCAAAACAAACGAAGAAGUUAAAAAGGCUCUUGAAAGUGAACGGGGAAAGAACCGUGACAGAUCAAGGGCUUCGGAUGGAGUCCUGGAACUUCGGCUACAGCUUGACGAAUCCUUACAGAAGAACGAAGACCUUCAGCGACAGCUUCACGAGAGCGCCCGAUCCGAGGACGAAGUUAACCGACUGAGGCACGAUCUACAAAAUGCUACCCAAAUGAAUGAAUCGUUAGGAUCGCAGAUACGGGAAUUCAACGAAUCUUUUUCCAAAAUAAAAGGGGUUAGGGCAGAUGCAGUAAAAAUGCAGAAAGAACUGAAAGAUGCUCAACGUUUGAAUAGAACACUCACAGAUCAGCUCAAAGAGACGAGGAAAUCUGCGGAGGAAGUUGGAAGAGUACAGCGUGAGCUUAGGGAGGCUAAAAUGAUGAAUGAUCAGCUUGGGAAACAGCUGUCUGAGCUCCUGAAUCACUCGGCGAAGGUGAAAACCCAAAUUGAAAAGUGAGAAUAUUUUUCUUCGUUUGUCCAUGUUACAAUUAUUAGUUGAGUAAGAUGCGGGAAAAAGUUUGGUGAUGGGGUUUUGACCGUAAACUAACGGUGUUGUUACGGGCAACCUUCCUCGGUUUCAGUGGUAACCGAAUCUCAAGAGCCGUGCGUCACCAAACUUAAAGGCGCGUCGCCAGUGGUAACGAAGCCAUUUUGUCGUGACAACACGAUUUUAACGUCAAAAGAUUUUCACUGCACUUCCGUCGCGCUUCACUCGACUGAUAGUAACUGUAGGUUACAACAGAAAGUGGUAAUAGAAAUUUUACUCAUUAACUCCUCAAUCUAAAAGUGAUAUCGACGAACUGACUUUUCUUCUUGUGCUAAGGAUUUGGUGCGAAUCUUUUCAAUGUUUCCCCCAACUGACCCGUUAAAUAUUUUCCAUCUGUUUGGUUGACUGACUGAAAUGACCACACUCCGUGUCUCUUCGACCUUUGUUACUAUAAAUAGCAUUUCAUUACAGUGUUCAGUUUAUUGAAUGAAUAUAAAGUGCUAAUGUAGUAAAUGUUAACAACACAACUGAACAGGCAUGACGCGCGCAUGACGUUUAUCAACACCUUUUUUAUUUUUAGAUUGCAGCACGAAUUGCAAGAGAAAGACAAGGUUAUUGAGACAUUACAGCUGAGACUUCAGUCCAAAGCUGACAUGCAGUCCAUAGCGCUGUCUCCAUUUUCGUCGCCGUCCAGACGUUUUGUAGAAACGCAAACCAGUCCGGCGGCUUCACCUCAGGUAAAUGGAGAAACAGGUCAACUGAUUAGACGGUCACCGAGCUAGUUGUCCAACACUCGCCCCUUUCCUAUCCCAAUGUGGUGCUUCCAGUUAUCGCUUGGGUUUCCCACUAGGUCGGGGCGAUGUGAUGAGAGACACCUGCUCUUUUUCUGAUCAUCCUGGAUGCAACUCAAAUUUCAAUUUUCUACAAUUAAAAGCAUUUAAGUUUUUUUGUCUCAUUUUUUUCACUUAAACUAUACCUAAAUGAACCUUCAGUCAAGUAUAUUAUGUUAUACCUUUUGAGCGCUAGAAUUUUUGCAUGUAGUGGGAACCUUCAUGCAAGGGAGACCUGCAGGUAUAGAGAAAUUUUCCGCUCGAUUGGUGUCCCUUCAAUGAAAGUGUCAGAUACAAAGCUUGUAGGAGUAUUUGCUCAGAGUGGAUCAAAGCUUGUGUGUUUAAAUGCAGUUUUUCUCAGAAUGUAGGGGUACUAGAAGAACGGUUCCACAGUAUUUGCAUUAAAGCUCCUUGAAGUAACUGAAGUAAACUUGUAACAGGUAAUAUUUUGAGGGCUCUUCGAAGUUUAAUUCCCUUUUUGUCUUCCAGGGGAUGCGGGAGAGGUCAUCGCAAUCAAAUUCCCCGACUGAGGCCAUUGAGAAGCUUCAGCAGAUGAACAGAGUGCUGCUGGGAGAAAAUCAUCUGUUGAAGAGCAAACUGAAAGACUGUGAAAAGUUAAACGAAACACUAAGGAACGAGAACGACUUGUUCUCCAGAUUACACAAUCAGUCCAACGAAACGCAAUCCACCAGCCAAAAACGAUCCAACAUGGACGACCUUUUGGCCGGAUUCAUGGCUGAAAUGCGCGAACUGCGCUUGCGCUUAGAGGAUAGUAUUCGCACUAACGAUGCGCUGCGGGCGCAGUUGGAGAUGCGACUGUCCGAGGGGGCAGGUGACGGUAGUGCAUCGAGCGCUCCUGAUCAAAUUAUUUUAAUUCGCGAGAAUGACUCACUGCGGGCUGAGUUACUGAAAAAAGAUCAAUCUAAUGAGAAAUUGAAGAGAACCAUCGAUGGAUUAACGCGAGAGCAAACGAGGUAAGUCUGGUGACUGUUUCUGAACUGUUCUACACAGCUCAAUGGUUUGUGCUGUCAACUGCAAACCAAGAGAUUGAGAUGUGAAAUGUUGCAGGGACACUUUUUUCCCUUGUUUUCGUUCAUCUUCCGCUGAAAGUUUUACAGUAAGCCAUGUUUGCUAAACGCCAGGUUAUCUCGUUCCAGUAUAAACUUACAAUGGUCAACUUCCUUGUGUUUAUCCAGGGGCAAAGAGCAACUCAAUCUUCUCCGCCAACAGAUGUUGGAGAGCACUAAAGUUGCUGAAAACCUCAGAAAAGAAUUGAGUGUUUACGAGAAGCUCCACAAACUGUCUAACGAAGGAAGGAACAUCGAAUUACAGACUGAUGGUAUGUAUCUGUGGCAUUCGGAAAUUUGAAAGGACCGUCUUUUUCUGUAAUCAUAUCCUUUAUAUUUUCUCCCAUAACCCUGUGUCAUGUGGUGUAUGUUUACUGGUCAUGGCAAAACUUCCUUUCGAGACUAAUUAACCCUCCGUAACCAAACUAAACCCGCAAUUUUCGUGUUUGAGCUACCGCGCAACCACUCAGCAAAAUGAUUUCUCCUUUGGAGCCGACCGUUUUUUAUUGAAUGAUUCAAGAAGCAUUUUACAGUGGCUUUUUAUUAGUUUUUGUAGCAGGCUGGUUUUAGGGAAAAAGUACACACUGCAAGACGCCACUGAGGCUUUGAGGGAAUAAUGCGUGGCGAUAACAACCUAAGGGGCAGGAAAACAUAGCUCUCGAAUUCGCGAUUUGUUUUUGUUUUUGUUUUUUUUUUCCUCUGAUGGCUCGAAAGGAUGGCUCAGGUCUUCUAGACAAAUCACAGGGUAAAGCCAGAGUGAAAGGAAUACUAACAUGGAUGUUCUCAGUUUCGUUACUCAACCGCAAAUGGAUUUGUAAACCAAUUUCUGACAUUUCCGUAGGGCAAAGUUAUGGCAGUGAGGGACCUCGAAGUCCUAGCAGCGAGUCACAGCAAGACGCCCUGUCGAUGUUACUGGCUGAAAUCCGAAGCCUACGAAUCCAGCUGGAGAAAAGUAUUGAAACCAACAAUGCAUUGCGACUUAGACUUGAAGAACAACUUAGUCGGCCUGCCAGUUCACCAUCCCAGUCUCCAAGCAGAUCUCAAGGCACGUUCACUCGACGGCUGAACUUCUCGGAGAGGAAGGGAGGGGAAGAUAUUGGUACUGUCGAGUCUGUCACAGGUAGAGCGUCUUAGUGAUAGCCAUUAUUAUACCUGAGUAUACUUUUUCAUUUACGCAUUUUGUGCUGUCCUAGUGAAGCUUCUUAUGGGUAAACUUUUCAAGUUGAAACUCUUUUUCUCUUUUAGACUUACAAAAUGGUGGAAUUUCUACCGAGGAGCAACAAGUUAUGAGUCAGCUUGAAGAGAAGUUAGACUCUCUAAACAAGUUUGCAACUGAGGCGUACAAUAGCGUUAUAUCAAGCUCGCAGGUAGUUUGUUUUUUGUCGCUUUAAAGCCGGAUAUAAUGGUUUAGUUUCCUAAUAUCUCUUUUUUUCCUUUUACUCACCUUUACAGACCGAUAGUCUGCCUUAUAUUGAAAAUAUUUUGAGAAUUAUUUUACAAUGCAAGGCGCUGUUGAAGGCAUUGCAUGUCGACAUUUCUCGUCAGCGUACACACAGUGAUCCAGAUGAUUCUGACAAAGAGGUAAGGCUAUUUUUUCCCUACAGGGAAACCACUACGACAGAAAAUAAGACGCGAGAUAUCUAUGCAUGCAAAAAAAUUAACAUGAGUUUGUGCUGACUUUCGAUUUUGUACCUGUAGUGGCGACCUUUUUUUCGCAAAUUUUCUGUGCUCUGUUCCAAUACCGCUUAAGGUUAAAUUUACUGUUUUUGUCUCUAAAUGCGAAUCAGAGCGUGCUCGUCAGACGUGGCUUCCCUUUCUUCGGCAACUACAUCUUGCCUUUUGCUGUAAUGGUUCAUAGAUAACUCGCCCAUUGUUUUGAGUAAAGGAUUUUAACUCUGUUCUUUUAUUUUGCUUUAUUUUUUUGGUGUUGUUGUUUAUUUUUCCGUCUUAUUCUCUGUAGAAUGAAAGUCUAAAGCUCGAAAUUGGAAAAUUAAGACGCCGACUUCUUAUUCAAGAAGAUAUAAUUAAACGAGCGUGUGAAAGACUCGAGGUAGGCCAGAACACUUGUAGAAACAUGGAUGUGAGGCUUGAUCUUAACUGAGGGUUUCACUGUUAUUUUUUACUCAGCUCUGUUGCACUAAUUUAAAUUUUUUCUUUAGCUGGCUUUUGAAAUAUCACUGGUCUGCUAUGACUGUCUAUAUCUUUUCUUUUAAGAGUAAGAGUGCUUAGUUCAACACAUUCACUGUUUUUGUCAUCUGAAUGUCACACAAGUGAAAUUCAAAUUCGUUCGCUCUUAGUAGUUCAAGAGUGAAUUGUAUAUUGUCCCCCACACCGCAUAAGUCAUUUUCUCUCUGUCCCUGUACUAAAACUUUUAACCUGAAUGUAAUCAGGGAAUAAGUCAUGCUCGGCUAAGGAAACCUUAUCUCAGCAAUUCUAUCGAGUCUGACGCUAAUAAAUAACGGGAAACUGAAGAGGCCAUUUUACAGUUGUGUAUUUAGUUGCCAAGCCUUUUAUUUGGAGUGAGGCUGAAGGUGACCUUGUUGUGAUAGAGACCAGUACCUAGUUAGCGUAACAAUAAAGCAAUUUACAUUUAAAAAGCAGCAAGGUUUGUAUCAUAAUAUGGUCACCCUUAGUCUCACUCCUGUUGAAAGGCUUGGCGACCAUGCACGCAACUGUAAAAUGGACUAUUGUCUAAAUUUAGUAACUCACUCACUGAAACGCCUUUUUAGUAACAAUUUAACUUUCAAUAUUAUCUGGUAACCUCUUAACUGACUUUCAUUUAACUGUUAACGAUCAAUAAUCGUGAAUAACUUGAACAUAAACACUUAACAUACUGUUCGUUUUGUUCUCUUUGCUUCGUGUCUUUUUUUUUUUCUGCUCUGAUUCUUUUUCUCUUCCUGUCCAGCGUUGAUCACUCAAAGUUCCACUGUCUUCUGAUCAACGGUAACAAACGUAAUAUGUAACUUUAUCCCUACUAAACUGCUCAUGCGUCUUAAUUAAGAUGGUAUUAACAUAUCACAUCACCUCACUGAGCUUUGCCGUUGUUCCAAAAUGUAACCACGCAACACCAUAACAUAACCAAUCACGUAAAUUUAAAAAAAAAACUUGCAUGUACAACAUGAAAUUUCAAUUUAAAUAAACUUAUCAUAAGUUGAAAGUGGCCGGCCGACUUCGAUUGAAUUUUACGUGACCUUAGUAACAAAAGAGUUCGCACAUUGUAGGGGUGCUUCACCCUCGCUCUGAUAAAGGUUGAGUAGCGAAGAGGACUUAGUUUUGUGUUUUUGUUUCUUUCUUGUUUGUGCUUUUUUCUUCGUUCGUUUUUUUUUUGUUGUUGGGUGUUUUUUCGUCGAUCAUUUGUUCGUAAUGGAAGUUUGUCAAGUAAGCAAAGACAGAAGUUGAGGUUAUUACGAAAAUAACCUCGCGCGGGCCACAAACAAAUUGAUUAAGAUUUGAAAGGUUAUUUUUGAUAUAAGAAUACUGCCUCUUCUUUUUCGUGAACUGUCAGAGGCAUUUUCAAAUUCCAUCUCAGUAAAUGUCGAGUUUUUCUGUUUCUUCAGACCACAAAUAAAGUCAAGGAGAGCACACGUGAUGAGAUUAUUGAACACUGUGAGUAUUUAUGAACACCUUAGUAUGGACAUCUUUAAAAGAAUUUACAUGUAGUCUUCACUGGUGACUCAAACUUUGUCUCGGUGAGAGUUACGUUUAUCUGGAAUGAAAGCAAACUUUAUUUACUUUGGAUUUGUCAAUGGCCCUUGGAACUAAACUGAGCUUCGUUUGCUAACGUGUUUUACAAAGUUAAAACAACGAAUUUUUCUUAUGAUCAUCGCUAAAUGUAACCCGUUUGAGAGUCGUUCAGAACCAAACUUUCCUCCCGCAAUAGAGUAGAAGUUAUUGCAUGUAACGUGACCAUCGAGGAAAAAGAGUGCCCCUGACGGGAAAACUUAAAAUUGGCGUUCAGCGCAUCAAACUUGUAGGUGGUGACUGUUUCAGCGAAACAUUCAGCGGGUUAUAAGCGUAGCCGUUGAGCGCUGUGAAUCAUAUCAUUGGUACCUUGCGCUGGAAGACAAGCGACUGAUUUGGGUUCUGAAAAUGAGAAAACGUUUACAGUUAUCCAGCGCGGAAAAUUUUUAAGCUGUUUCUGUGCGCUGGAAAUCUCGGAGCAAGUACCCAGCGGGGUAAAAUGCGCUAAUGGUUCCAAGCAUGUGAAGCAGACUAGUGGUGUCAAGUGCGGGUGAAAGUCGCGUGAGAGAAUGCCCUGUUUCUAAUUGUUAGCUUGAUCGGUUGAAAAGCAAGACUUUCGUUUCUUUGAUUGAUUGGAGGGUAUUACUUAUAACUGAAGUUUUUUAAACCCAGUAAGAGUUGAAGAAAUAGGAUCAAAGCGUUUUAAACCUUCAUAAACAGCUUUGAUCAGAGGUAGAUGAUGAGUGCUUGCUGUCAAGUUACAGAAAAAAAGAUAAAUCUUUAAAAAAAACUUAAUUAAACAUAAAAGUCGGUAUGUUGAUCAAGUAUACGAUAAAUUUAAUACUGGUCAAUAGAGAUAUUUACCAUUUCCUUUAGAGUUCCUCCAUAUUAAAUCCCCUUCAUAAUAUAGCGAUGAUGUCUCAUUUGAGAUUUGUGGAGCAUCAGCCAAGAGAAAUUAUCCGUGGUCGUGUAACCAAAAGUAAAAACGAAUUUUGAUGGAGUGAUAAUACCAUACUUUAAUAUUUCCAUUCUUAAAUCGAAAGCAUCCUGUUUUUUCCUCCGUUUUAAAAUUACUUUCACAGUAAAAGUUUUAAUUUGUAAUUUUUAAUUUGUUUCUAGUAUCCGUCUCACAGAAGGUCUUAUCCGGUGCCAGGGGAAAAUUAGAGGUCAGUUACCAUGGCUGCUGCAGAAAGGGAAGACUUGAUUUCGUGGAGGGAUCAAUAGAAACAUAAGAGCUUGGAUGGGUGCAAGAUAAACAAAUGAACGAUUCAAACAUAAGAUGACAAUCACGCAUGUGGUAGUCAGCAUGAGCAAAAUCUCUGCUCUUCAAAGAGCAAGAUAUGUUAAAAUUCUCUCAAAAUAAAAAGGUCUCACUUUCUACUGCAUUCCAGAACUUUAACGCGGGAGGAAUUUUAGAGUUUUAGCGAAGGUCAGACUAUUUUAAUCUCUAAUUAAUUCAAAUGUAGCAGUUUUCUCUGGCAAUGUUCUUUCAGUUAGAUGCACUUGUGUUAAAGUUCCCCUUAUUGAUCGAUAAACUUCUCUUUUUUUCAGAAUCGUCUUCGUCCAAGCAAGGCAGCUAAAUAAUAAGGGAACGCAAUUGUAAAAUGAUAGGAUAUAAAGCUGUCCAAAAAGUUAAGUAUAUAAGUUAAAGAAAUUUUUUUAAAAAAUUCUAUAUUUUCGAUCAAUCGUAAAUCAAUUUUUCUAUCGAGAAAAUUGUUUAUUUUUUCAUAAAACAAUAACAAAGCUAAAAAUAGUGUUACUGAAGGCCAGUAUUUAAAAAUUGGUCUUCAAAUAACACCGAGGAGCUUCAGCAGGGCAGGUUCAUUGAUAUUGUACAUUCAUUAUUGAAAGUAUCUCAAAGGAAAUGAAUUUGUCAUCAUGUAAAAUGUUUCACCAAUAGAAAUGGUUUCGUUAAGUUAUUGUUUGUUUGUUUGGAUUUUUUUGCAUCUCCACAGUAGUUUAGGGCUUGAAC